Budorcas taxicolor (takin) is the source of this 951-nucleotide messenger RNA. It is a transcript of the gene TAS2R3, whose product is annotated as taste 2 receptor member 3. Gene Ontology annotation, cellular component: membrane. The record is from RefSeq and is a predicted model, not a curated record. The coding region runs from base 1 to 951 and encodes 316 amino acids. Gene Ontology annotation, molecular function: G protein-coupled receptor activity; bitter taste receptor activity. The transcript has a single exon. NCBI's taxonomy places the organism in Eukaryota, Metazoa, Chordata, Mammalia, Artiodactyla, Bovidae. Gene Ontology annotation, biological process: G protein-coupled receptor signaling pathway; sensory perception of taste; detection of chemical stimulus involved in sensory perception of bitter taste.
AUGUUGAGACUCAGCAAUUUGGGGUUUCUGGUUCUGACCGCCAUUCAGUUCAUCCUGGGAAUGCUGGGGAAUGGUUUCAUAGGGUGGGUCAAUGGCAGCAGCUGGUUCAAGAGCAAGAGGAUCUCUUUGCAUGACUUCAUUAUCACUAACCUGGCUGUCUCCAGGAUUGUUUUGCUCUGGAUUCUCUUGAUCGAUGGUGUUUUACUGGUGUUCUCUCCCAAACUACAGGAUGAAGGGAUAAUCAUGCAAAUUAUUGACGUGUUCUGGACAUUUACAAACCAUCUGAGCAUUUGGCUUACCACCUGUGUCAGUGUCUUCUACUGCCUGAAAGUGGCCAGUUUCUCCCAUCCUAUGUUCCUCUGGCUCAAAUGGAGAGUUUCCAGGGUGGUUGUAUGGAUGCUGUUGAGUACCCUGCUGUUAUCAUGUUGCAGUGCCAUCUCUCUGAUCCGAGAAUUUAAGAUCUAUUCUGUUCUCGGUGGAAUUGAUAGAACCGGGAAUAUGACUGAGCUCUUUAGAAGGAAAGAAAAAGAAUAUAAACUGAUCCAUGUUCUUGGGACUCUGUGGGACCUCCCUCCCCUAGUCAUAUCUCUAAUCUCCUACUUUCUGCUUAUCCUCUCCCUGGGGAGGCACAUGCGGCAGAUGCAUCAAGACUGUGGCAGCUCCAGAGAUCCCAGUACCGAGGCCCACAGGAGGGCCGUCAGAGUCAUCCUCUCCUUCCUCUUCCUCUUCCUACUCUACUAUCUUUCCUUUUCUGUUUUAACAUCCAGUUAUUUCCUGCCAGCAACUAAGACGAUUGCGAAGAUCGGAGAAGUAAUUACAAUGUUCUAUCUUGCUGGCCACUCUUAUGUUCUCAUUCUGGGAAAUAGCAAGCUGAAGCAGAUGUUUGUGGCGAUGCUCCGGUGUGAGCCUGGUUGUCUGAAGCCUGGAUCCAAGGGAUCUGUUUAUCCAUAG